CGGAGUCCGCUGUCGUCUCCGGGGCUUAGCCGCGUGGGAGCAGUGGGAGAGAUGAGGCAGAAGCAUUACCUUGAGGCUGCGGCGCGGCAACUAUACGAGAGCUGUCCGGGCCAGGCCCGGUAUCUCCUCUGGGCCUACAGUUCGUCACACGAUGAUAACACUUUUGAAGGAACAUGUCCAUACUGUUUCCAGUUGCUGGUCUCGGAUAACUCUCGAGUGCGCCUCAAACCCAAAUCCAAAUUGACACCCAAAAUACAGAAACUUCUUAACCGAGAGGCAAGAAAUUGUACACUCAAUUUUAAAGAAGCAAAAAUUGUGAAAAAAUACAAAGACUCCAGAAGUGUAUUGUUGAUUACUUGUAAAACAUGCAACAGAACAGUUAAACAUCAUGGUAAAAGUAGAAGCUUUCUAUCCACACUGAAGAGCAGCCCUACCACUCCUACGACUAAACUCAGCCCGAAGACACCAGAGAGAAAGACUCCGAGUUCCACAAACCUACAUCACACAUGUGGUUCCAAAGGCAAGAGGCCAGCCUUUGUAUUCAGGACACCGACAUCUGGACAGUCAACACCCACCUGCUCAAAGAGUGUGAGCAAAACUAAGAAACACUUCUCUAAAUUAAAAUUGUUGCUUAGUCGGAGUGAAUCCCAAAAGAAUUCAAAGGUGGACUUCAGAAAUUUCUUAUUGUCUUUGUAAAGGAUAGUCUGUGAAAUAAAUGUUUUGUUUUGUUUUUUUAAUGUUUAUUUACUUUCGAGAGAGAGAGACAGAGCUCAAGAAGGGAAGCGCCAGAGAGAGAGGGAGACACAGAAUCUGAAGCAGGCUCCAGGCUCUGAGAUGUCAGCACAGAGCCCGACGCGGGGCUCGAACUCACGAACCGCGAGAUCAUGAUCUGAGCCGAAGUCGGACGCUUAACCGACUGAGCCACCCAUGCGCCCCUGUGAAAAUAAAUGUUUAAUGCAACUCUGAAACUAAGUUAGUCAGAAAAACAUCUUUUCUAAAACUUUGAUUAUUUAAAUACAUGGAAACUAAGGUCCAAGAGCAAACUUCUCUGGGCUCUUUUCAGUGUUGAUGGAGAAAAUGCUUCAUUAAAAUUAAUAACUGAAACCUGUCUACUUCACAGGGUGGCUGUGAGGAUCAAAAAUAUAUGAAAGGUCCUUGUCAAUAGCAAAGAUAUUAUGGACAUUGAGUGAUUAUUAUUUUCUCUUCCCUUAAUUAGCAGUUUUCUUUCAUAAGGAAAUUGAGACCUUUAUGAAAGGGCCUACUCCUUUCUAGGUGUCUGUCAUUGCUAAUUCGGGAAAAGGAUCAAGUGUCCUUGUUUUCCACAAUCAUCUGCAUAACUGUAUUAGAAGAGCUGAACAUGAUUCUUGUUUUGCAUGCAAAAGUAAAUAUAUGGAACAUUCUUGAUUCUAAAUCAUUCAUAUACACAAAAUUUCAUUUUUACAAAUUUCUGUUGUUCCUAGUAAUAUCCUAGUAAUAUUUUAUAAUGUGUGGCAUUUCAUUUGCUUUGGUGAAGAUUUAUUUCUGUGCCUAAAAUUUACAGCAGAAUAUAACAUAGUAACAGUUUAGCUAUCUUAAACCUUUUCUGGAACAUAGAUAUACCAAAAUGAAAGGCUGGGGUUGUAUUCAACCUGUCUUUUAAAAAUUCUUUAAAUAAAUAAUUUAGAUACUUUAAA
Neofelis nebulosa (Clouded leopard) is the source of this 1673-nucleotide messenger RNA. It is a transcript of the gene RMP24, whose product is annotated as chromosome 11 C18orf21 homolog. The transcript is spliced from 5 exons. NCBI's taxonomy places the organism in Eukaryota, Metazoa, Chordata, Mammalia, Carnivora, Felidae. Bases 52 to 696 code for a protein of 214 amino acids. The record is from RefSeq and is a predicted model, not a curated record.